GGCGAUAGUAUAAGAGAGGAGGCAGAGGUUAACCUGACAGUGAGAUAGGACAUUCCUCCGAUGAAUCUCAGCAUUGUUGGUGGGAUUCACAAGAAAUGAGAGAUUCACCAAGAAAUCCAGCAAAUGAAGAUAAACCUGCUUCAGUCAGGGCAGCAAACAUGACAAAGUCAGUUGAGGUUACAAUACCACCAUGUACAGGAAAAGAAGGAGACAGUCAGAAUGGGGAAGAGAAGAAGAAAGAAAAUGCACUGAGUGUUGGAUAUUUUCAGCUGUUCAGAUUUGCCACUUGGAAAGACAUUCUGAUGAUGGUGGUGGGGAGUUUGUGUGCCCUUAUACACGGUGCAGCAUCACCUCUCAUGCUCCUCGUUUAUGGCAUGAUGACAAAUACAUUCGUGGAUUAUGAGCUUGAGAUCCAAGAACUGAAAGACCCCAACAAGGAGUGCAUCAACAACACUGUUUACUGGAUUAACGGCUCUGUGUAUGAAACUGAUGAAAACAGCACAGUCUACUGUGGGGUGGAUAUUGAAGCACAAAUGACCUUGUUUGCUUAUUACUAUAUUGGAAUUGGAUUGGGAGUUCUGCUUGUUAGUUACUUCCAGAUUACAUUCUGGGUGACAGCGGCCGCAAGACAAACUCAGAGAAUCCGAAAGACUUAUUUCAGAAAAGUAAUGAGAAUGGAGAUUGGAUGGUUUGACUGCAACUCUGUGGGUGAACUAAACACAAGGAUAGCUGAUGACAUCAACAAGAUUAACAAUGCCAUCGCUGAUCAGGUGUCUGUAUUUAUUGAGAGGAUCUCUACAUUUGUGUUUGGCUUCAUGGUUGGAUUCAUUGGUGGGUGGAAGCUGACUCUGGUGGUCAUAGCAGUGAGCCCCCUGCUUGGUAUAGCUGCUGCACUAAUGGCUAUGGCUGUGGCCAGACUGACAGGACGAGAGCUGAAGGCCUAUGCAAAGGCAGGGGCAGUGGCUGAUGAGGUCCUAUCAUCCAUCAGAACAGUAUCAGCUUUUGGAGGAGAAGAAAAAGAAGUGGAAAGGUAUGACAGAAACCUCGUGGAAGCUCAGAACUGGGGAGUUAAAAAGGGGGCAAUCUUAGGAGUGUUUCAGGGAUACCUGUGGUGCAUCAUUUUCCUCUGCUAUGCUCUGGCGUUUUGGUACGGCUCUAAACUGGUCAUUGAUACCAAGGAGAUGUCUCCUGGUACUCUUAUUCAGGUUUUCUUUGGCGUACUGAUGGCAGCACUCAACCUUGGCCAAGCCUCACCAUGCCUGGAGGCCUUCGCGUCUGGUCGUGCUGCUGCAAAGACUAUCUUUGAUACAAUUGACCGGGAACCGGAAAUUGAUUGUCUAUCAGAAGAGGGUCACAAAUUAGAGAAAGUAAAGGGUGAUAUUGAGUUCCAUAAUGUCACUUUCCAUUACCCAUCCCGGCCUGAAGUCAAGAUUUUAGAUAAUCUGAGCAUGCAGAUCAAAGCAGGAGAAACCACUGCGUUUGUUGGACCGAGUGGAUCUGGAAAGAGCACCACAGUCCAGCUCAUUCAAAGGUUUUAUGACCCAAAGGAAGGAAUGGUGUCUUUGGAUGGCCACGACAUCCGUACUUUGAACAUCCAGUGGCUGCGCUCUCUCAUUGGCAUUGUUGAGCAGGAGCCGGUGCUUUUUGCCACCAGCAUUGCAGAGAACAUCCGGUUUGGUCGAGAUGGAGUAACCAUGGAAGACAUUAUCCAGGCAACAAAGCAAGCUAAUGCCUACAAUUUUAUUAUGGACCUUCCACAGAAAUUUGAUACUCUGGUGGGUGAAGGUGGAGGCCAGAUGAGUGGAGGGCAGAAGCAACGUAUUGCUAUAGCUCGUGCUCUCAUCCGAAAUCCCAAGCUCCUCUUGCUGGAUAUGGCCACAUCUGCCCUGGACAAUGAAAGUGAAGCUAUAGUCCAGGCAGCACUGGAUAAUGCACGCACAGGCAGGACAACGAUUUCCAUAGCCCACCGUCUUUCCACGAUUAGAAAUGCAGAUAUUAUUAUUGGAUUUGAGCAUGGGCAGGCUGUGGAGAGAGGAACACACAGCGAGCUACUACAGAAGCAAGGCGUUUACUUCACUCUGGUCACCCUGCAGAACCGAGGCCAAUUCAACGCAACUAGUGAUGUGAUCAGUGAAGAAGACCUUGAUCUAAAAGCUCGCAGUUUCAGCCAUGGAAGCCACAGAUCCAGUAAAAGGAGCUCUCUUCGACUGCGAUCUCAGAGCCAGUUAUCAAAUGAGUUUGUCCCUGAUGCACUAUCAGGCAGCCUCAGGAUUACUUUGGACAACAAUAUCACAUCACAAAAUCAGCUUGAUGAUGUGGAUGAACAUGUAGAGUCUGCUCCAGUUGCACGCAUCCUUAAGUACAACAAGGCGGAAUGGCCCUACAUGCUGCUUGGCUCACUGGGAGCUGCUGUCAACGGCUCCGUCAGCCCCGUCUAUGCUGUGCUGUUUAGCCAGAUUCUUGGGACUUUUGCCAUCCGUGACUUGAAUGAGCAGAGGGAGCAGAUCAAUGCGAUAUGUGUUCUAUUUUGCAUCGUAGCAGUGGCUAGUUUCUUUUCACAGUUUUUACAGGGAUAUUCUUUUGCUAAAUCUGGAGAGCUUUUAACCCGCCGUCUGAGAAAAGUGGGCUUCCAUGCCAUGUUGAGACAGGAGAUUGGUUGGUUUGAUGACCCUAGAAACAGUCCUGGAGCUCUGACCACCAGACUGGCCACAGAUGCAUCCAUGGUGCAGGGGGCAACGGGGUCCCAGAUUGGCAUGAUCGUUAACUCACUGACCAGCAUAGGAGUCUCUUUCAUCAUUGCCUUCUACUUCAGUUGGAAAUUAACAUUGGUAAUUAUGUGCUUCCUGCCGCUCAUUGGGUUGUCUGGGGUAUUCCAAGCCAAAAUGCUGACAGGUUUUGCAAAUGAAGAUAAAAAAUCCAUGGAAGCAGCAGGUCGGGUAUCCAGUGAGGCUCUUACCAACAUCAGGACCAUUGCAGGCUUGGCCAAAGAGAGCUCAUUUGUGGAAUCAUAUGAGCAGAAACUUGAACUUCCUUACAAGUCCGCCAAGAAGAAAGCCAACAUUUAUGGGCUCUGUUUUGGUUUUGCUCAGUGUGUCAUCUUCCUGGCUUAUGCUGCUUCAUUUAGAUACGGAGGCUUCCUGGUCAGCUCUGAGGGGUUGCAAUACAUGAUUGUUUUUAGGGUGAUUUCAGCCAUUGUGAUCAGUGGGACGGCACUGGGAAGAGCUUCCUCAUUCACUCCGGAUUAUGCCAAAGCCAAAACUGCUGCUGCUGAGUUUUUCAAACUAUUGGACAGAGUUCCUAAAAUUAGCACAAGCCACUCAGAUGGAAAGAAAUGGGACAACUUCAGAGGGGAAAUAGAGUUCCUUGACUGCAAAUUUACCUAUCCAACACGUCCGGACACCCAGGUGCUGAAAGGCCUACUUGCGUCUGUGAAGCCUGGUCAGACUUUGGCGUUUGUUGGGAGCAGCGGUUGUGGGAAAAGCACCAGCAUUCAACUGCUGGAAAGGUUUUAUGACCCUGAUGAAGGUCAAGUGCUGAUUGAUGGCCACCCAUCUCAUUCAGUCAGUGUGCCCUUCCUAAGAUCUCAGAUUGGAAUAGUGUCCCAGGAGCCAGUUUUGUUUGACUGCAGUAUAGCUGAGAACAUACAGUAUGGAGAUAAUUCCCGGAACAUCAGCAUGGAAGAGAUUAUUGAAGCAGCUAAGAAGGCUUAUCUUCAUGACUUUGUGAUGACGCUUCCAGAUAAAUAUGAAACUCAGGUUGGUGCCCAGGGCUCCCAGCUGUCAAGAGGACAGAAACAACGCAUCGCUAUUGCGCGUGCUAUUGUCAGGAACCCCAAGAUCCUGCUGUUAGAUGAGGCCACCUCUGCCCUGGAUACUGAAAGUGAAAAGACGGUGCAGGCUGCUCUGGAUGAAGCGAGAAAAGGACGAACCUGCAUUGUCAUUGCUCACCGGCUGUCAACCAUCCAGACUGCAGAUAUCAUUGCAGUGAUGUCUCAUGGAGUUGUCAUCGAGCAAGGCACACACAAUAAACUCAUGGCCAAAAAGGGCGCCUAUUACAAACUGGUAACAACAGGUGCCCCUAUCAGCUAAGCACCUGCAGAAUCAUAUGGUGAGCAUAGAAAAGAAAUUAACUUUGUAUUUGCAGAGGCAUUUAGUUGCACACUUGAACUAAUUAUAAUCUAAUAACAUCACAGUUGGAAAGACUUCCUUGAAACACCCUCAUUACUAAUCAUUAACCUGAAGAAUCAGUUUCUGUUAUCAGUUAAUUAUGCAGUGAUUAAGCUCGUUUUUUUGUGUAUUUAUUUGUCUAUAAGGAAAGUUUAUAAAUCAAAGGAUAAAGAAAGUUCU
This is a messenger RNA of Archocentrus centrarchus (flier cichlid), 4346 nucleotides long. RefSeq names its product ATP-binding cassette, sub-family B (MDR/TAP), member 11a (gene abcb11a). The coding region runs from base 96 to 4088 and encodes 1330 amino acids. Gene Ontology annotation, molecular function: ABC-type oligopeptide transporter activity; ATP binding; ATP hydrolysis activity. The record is from RefSeq and is a predicted model, not a curated record. Gene Ontology annotation, biological process: oligopeptide export from mitochondrion. The transcript has 28 exons. Lineage: Eukaryota; Metazoa; Chordata; Actinopteri; Cichliformes; Cichlidae. Gene Ontology annotation, cellular component: mitochondrial inner membrane.